GACAUUGUAUUACCAUGUUAUCUUCGUUCGCUCCGCUGUUUUAUUUUUCGAAACUAUUCGGCAUUGUGCCGUACUCGUUUUCGGAAUUUUACAAUAAUCGAGUAUUGAAGCCCUCUACAAUCGGAAAUAUUUGGCCUCUGGUUAAUAUUGCCGUCUAUUCAGUAUCUUAUCAUAUAACUACGCAGCUUUAUUCACUGUCGGAUAAUGUCCACGCCAGUACUCUCACAACUGCAAUUGGAAUCUUCAUAACGUACAUGACCCCCACAAUGAUGAUUUCAGAUUUGCUGAUUGGCAUCGUGAAUCAACAUAAACUUAUAUCGUUUUUCGAUCGUUUCAAGAAGGUUGACGAACGUCUAGCCCGUGAAAGUAUUCGCUGCUGCAACAAUGCGUUGACUUUGCGAAUCCGCGCCCUCUUAGCUGUUACGUUUUUGGGUGAAUGCAUUUUGGCAAUUUUGAGCUUUUAUUUCUUCCAUGAUCCAAGAAAUCUCGAAUCUCUGUUGGUGUUUGUUGCUGCUAUCCCUACUCUAGUUACAACUAUUGAGAAAGUUUGGUUUGCAUCGUUACUAUUCGCCCUGAAAGAACGAUUCGAAGCUGUUAACACAUAUUUGGAUCAAACAGUUGACAACUAUGUUCAAAAAAAUAGAAUCAACGAAAUGCUCAACGACUCCGAUAGCUGGGAUCUUGGAUAUCUGCACAAAGAGAUAUUCAUGAAAAAUCCGCAAUAUGUGAGUAGUGUCAAGAAGCCAAAUAAAAUAAUUCCGGUUGUGCCAUGGGACGAAACCAUCCCAGUCAAAGUGUAUAAUGAGGAAAAGAAGCCAAAUCCAGAACAAAAGGAAAGUGACUUGAAUGAUACACUCAAAAUGGAAGUUCGAUUGAAUGGGUUUUGUCAGAUUCAUGAUGAAAUCUGUGAGUUGGGGAAGUUACUGAAUCGGAUGUGGAGUCUUCAAAUGCUACUACUAAUGGCUUAUGGAUUCAUGAGCAUUACAGCGCAAUUUUACUUUUUGUACUGUAAUAUAGUGAACCAGAAUAUACCAGUACUAUUCAGAUCAGCAAGGAAUGUGGUAAUUUCUUCGAUUUUCAUUGUUUACACUGCUGGAAAAUGUGUGUAUGUCAUCUACCUAAGCUGGCAAACGAAGCUAGAGGCUCGAAAAACGGGUGUUUGUUACCACAAGAUCGCAAACGCCGUUGAUGAAAAUAACUUCUAUGAAAUUAUUAACCACCUCUCGCUGAAGUUAUUGAAUCAUACAGUUAAUUUCACAGCAUGUGGCUUUUUUGAUUUAGAUAUGACGACACUAUACUCGGUUACGGGAGCGAUAACGAGCUACUUGAUUAUUCUCAUCCAGUUUAACUUGGCUGCCCAUCGAACAAAACGACCGGACAAUAACUCCCUGAUUACCACCACCUCUACACAGCCUACUCUAUAGAAAGCAGUAAAACUGAGUGAAAAUCAAUUUUAAGCACUUUAUUAAUAAUA
Molecule: messenger RNA, 1474 nt
Organism: Hermetia illucens (black soldier fly)
Lineage: Eukaryota; Metazoa; Arthropoda; Insecta; Diptera; Stratiomyidae
Gene: Gr66a
Product: gustatory receptor for bitter taste 66a
Exons: 6
Coding region: 15-1424 (469 amino acids)
Biological process (GO): sensory perception of taste
Cellular component (GO): neuronal cell body; dendrite; axon
Source: RefSeq, a predicted model, not a curated record